Messenger RNA from Cornus florida, 952 nucleotides. RefSeq lists its product as uncharacterized. Bases 1 to 876 code for a protein of 291 amino acids. The transcript has 4 exons. The record is from RefSeq and is a predicted model, not a curated record. Lineage: Eukaryota; Viridiplantae; Streptophyta; Magnoliopsida; Cornales; Cornaceae.
AUGGAGGACGUCGUGGUAUCUAUCCGCGCAGAGACUGUCUCCAUUAGAGCGGACAUUGCUUCCCUCCGCACGAAUAUUGUUCUGAUUGGAAGGGACCACAAGGACAUACAGAGACUCAUCUUCGAGUCCGCCGGUGCACAUGAAUUCCUAGUCGGCGACUUCGCAAGAGUCGAAUUAGUGGCUCUCAAGGUCGAUUCUUCAGCAAAGCGUCAGCGAUGUUUUGCGACAGCGUUCAGUUGCAGGAUUGGCCGCCGUCGCCUUCAAAUCUGCCGGAGUUGUAGAGAAAUCCGGACUUUCUGGCAAUGCUCUUUCAUUUCCAGACGCGCUGGGUUGAUUAAGGUCCCAAAUCGCAUCAACUUAGAUUGCAGAUCGAGGAGAUCGUUUGCUUCCUCCGGGAAAUACUAUGUAGUUGAUUCUGGUUACCCAUGCACAAAAGGAUUUCUGCCUCCGUAUCGUGGUCAAAGAUAUCAUCUACAAGAUUAUAGGGGUAACAAUCGGCAACUGCGUGGUGCAAAAGAAUUGUUUAACUAUCGGCAUUCAUCACUUCGCAAUGUCAUUGAACGUUGUUUUGGAGUACUAAAGGCUCGUUUUCCCAUUUUGAAGCUUAUGCCUUACUAUAAGUUGGUUAGACAACGACUCAUAAUAACUACUUAUUGCACGAUUCACAAUUUCAUUCGUCAAAAUAUAUUAGAUGAUUGUUUUUUUAUGGAGUAUGGGGAAAAAGAUGUUAGUGUCACUGAUGGGGGGAAUGAUAACAGUAGUAAUGCUGGUGUAUUGAAUGCACUUAAUUUAUCUAACGAUGGUGCAACGCAAAUGGGAGCCUUUAGAACUCAUCUGACAAAUCAAAUGUGGGCAUCAUUCAGAGGCAAUGGUUGAUGAAGUUAUUUUUAUAAUUCUCCAAUGUUUUGCUUUGAUUACCUAUUUAUAUAAUUCUCUAAUAUUUUGUUUUGGU